CUCUCCCUGCCGCUGUCUCCAUGCACUGCCCUGGUGGUGGCUGAGCUCCUGCAGGCUGCACGGGGCAGGCCUGGACGUGGAGUGGGCACCUUGUGGCUCCUGGUGGCCCUGGAGGCCCUCAGCGGCUGGGCCUGUCCAAGGUGGAUCCACAGGCCCCUCCUGUCCCUGUGGGCAUCAAGGCUCUUGGAUCCUGCUCAGAGGUGGAAACGUGCAAAAGAAAUGCAGGAAUUCCACACCGCCCAACCUCAGCCUGAGAGGUUCUGACAAAGCUGCAGCCACGUGGAAAGCAAUGAAAACAGGUGGGGAGGAAGGCGGGUUUGGACCUUGCAUUCCUUACACAGCAGCUCCGGCCAGGCGUGUGCUGACCCCAUUCCGUCCGCAGCGGCUCCAGCCAGGGUCUUGGGGUUUGAAGGUGCUGAGGGGCGGCCUUUGUGUUCGGAUUAGAAGCUGGUAAUUGUCACAUUAAGAACUAAGCUCCUGCAACCUGAGAAGAUGUUACACAACCAGGGCCCCUGGGCUGAGGCCGAGGAGGGGGCCCAGGAAGGGUCAGAGCUGCCUGUGUACAGCUCCGGAGAGGGAAGAAGGUGCAGGCCUCGUGGCCUCAGCCCCAGGGGAGUGGAGUGUGGGUAGGGAACUGCCUGCCCCUCCCACCCCACCCAUCCCAGGACAGCUGGCCCCUGGGAGCGCCCUUGGGAAAGCCAAUCUCCUAAGCAGAAGGGCAAGUGGUUGGGAUCCAGGGGUGUCUGUUGGUUGUGGACUCAGGGCCCAGAGGAAGGGUUUAGGGCUCCUGUGGCCCUGCAGGCCCAGGAGGAUGUCCAUAGGACCCUGGCUGUGGGAGGCAGAGAUGACAGGCCUGCCUGGGCCCAGAUGGCAGGCAUAUAACCAACCAGUGACCAGAGCUUGCCCACCUGUCCUGGUGCGUCAGCCUCCUAGCAAUGGGCUUCAUGCUGGCUGCUCUCCAGAGCUCUUGGGGUUCAGGCCCUGUCCCGCUGCCUCUGGGCACCUAUGAUCUGCAAAGGCCCUACCCCUGGCCUGUGUCCCUGACUGUCUGGGACCCUGAAGUUGCCUGUGUGGUAUCUGUGUCCACCCCGCCCAGGCGACGCAGAGGAAUGGAAAAUAAUCCUACCUCAAGGAGCUGGUCCAUUGCCUGGCGUGGUGACUCACACCUGGAAUCCUAGCACUUUUGAGAGGCCGAGGUGGGAGGAUCGCUUGAGCUCAGAAGUUUGAGAGCAGCCUGGGCAACACGUGCUGAGACUCUUUCUCUGCAAAAAAUUAGAGUUUAGCCAGGCAUGGUGGGACGCACCUAGAGCUCCAGGUACAGGAAGUUCCCACAGGGGAGGUUAGGGUUCCAGCUGCAGGAGGCCUCGGCUACAGGGAGCCCCACAUGAUUGCACCACUGCACUCCAGCCUGGGGACACAGCAAGACCCCCAAAUAAAAAGCCGGUCAGAGAGGUUGAGAGCAAACAGCUGCUGGAAUGAGGCAUUGGCUGGUGGGGGAGGGCGGGGCCCUCGGGAGAGACCGGGAGCUUGAGUUGAGGGUUGGAGGCAGGUGGAAGGACCAGGGCUCCUGGGGCUGUCUUGGGAGCCCUCCUGAUACCCAGGCCCCGGGCCAGUUUCCUCCUGGUGGAACAUCCCAGACCUGAGCCCUCCUGCCCACUUUUCCAUGGACCCACACACAAGGAGCUGGGGUGGCCGGCUGCCCCCAGGCUGAGGCCCUGGGCCAGGCCCCUACUGGCUUUAGUAGAUGGUCAGACCUAGGGCAGGCACGAGCGCUUGGCCAUGCUCCCCGAUGCUGCCUGUUGGACCUCAGUGGGGAGGACAGACCAGGGCAGGGCCCAGGAGGCCACAGGGCCCAGUAGGCAUGGUGGUCCUGGCAGCCUCACAUUCAAGGGCUCUGCCCUCCUGUGCCCACCCAUGGAGGGCAAGUCCCUAUAGGGAGCAUAGGCCCUGUCUCCCCACCUGCCUUUCUGGAUGGCAAGAGUUGCUGUGAAGUUUCUAGAUGGCAGACAGGUGAGGAGGUGCCUCCUGGGUGUGCCCAGGCGUGGCCUGACAGGGCUGGGGUCCUGCUGGGCUGUCUGCUCCCGUGCCUGGGGCAGGUCCUCAGGUAGCCUCGUGGCUUCUGCUUCGCCCCCUCCCCACUGGCCUGUGCCAGCGGCUGUGCACAGAGGCCACAGUGGCCAGGAAGCAGUGUGAUAACUCCCUUUGUUUCUGGUGAAGUGUGCGGUGCCUGGAGCCACCUUCCCGGGUUCCAUGGCCCUGGGACCCAGGGGACAGGGAGGAGACGGUGCGGGGAUGGUGCAGGGACGGUGCAUGGCGGCCAGGGAUGCUGGGCGUCACUGGGGAACAGUGAGAACCGUUCUUCCUGGUAGUGAGGGUUCCCGGGCUGGGGGUGUGCACGCGGGCAGGUGGGUGGCCCUGGAUGGUGGAGGAUGGGCAGAAGGAGUCCUGUGGGGAACCCCCUCCUGCCAGCCCCUGGCCGACCCACAGUCCACUCCACUGCCUGCCCCAGGACAGGAGACUUGCUUUCUGCAGCCCUGGACCUGGGAUCUGAGACCCAGAAGCUGACUCCAUCCUUUGUCUGCUGUAUUCUGAGUUAGGGUACCCUUGCCCCUGCCCCUAGGUGGCCCUGGGCUCGCCCACCCGCCCUCAGUGCGGCUGAAGAGGGAAACGAGCAUUUGUCCUGCCCAUUCCUGGCUGCUCCCCGCCGGCCUUGGGUCUCUGGGUGUGGCCCUCCCAGUGGGACCAAUGCUGAUGGAGACGGGUUCCUGGGCACGUGGAGCUGUCCCUUACACAAAGCGGCUGAGGGGCCUCUGGCCAGCACCCCGCGGGUUAGGGCUCUGCCAUGGGUGUGUGCAUCUGCUCCGACAGAACGUGUGCAUCUGACUGGCGUUCCUGAGUCACCGUGGACCAGGGGCCUGACAGAGCAGCUGAUUCCUAUCGGGGAGCUGGGGCCAGGCCUCCUGUCUCUCUGGGCCUCCUGGCAGAGCCCCACUGGUCACAGGCAGCCUCCUCCUUCUGGCUGCUGGGUCUCUGUCCCUUUCCCUCUGUGGCUGGGCCUAGGGCUGGGACCACUACUCCACUCCACGCUGCACUGUCCCUGUCUGCCCCUGGAGGGGUGGUUGAAGGUGGCUGACAGCUGAGGACCCCCCCCAACGAGGCCCACCCUUCUUGCUCAGGCCCCAUAAGUCACUUGGAGUCUGGGGAGCUGGGGACUUGGACCCAGGAGGGAGGUGCCUGGCUGUGAACCUCAGGCGUGUGUCCCUGGGCAUGUCGCUGCCCACCGGCCCCACUGUCUGUAACGUGCAGCUUGGCCAAGGGGAUUCUGGGGUCAGGACCCAUGAGGUGCCAUCUGCUUUGCUCCUGGGCUGAGCCUGUGUCAGGCUGGGUGGAAGGAGCCGGGGAGGCUCCCUAACGGGGGAGUGAGAUCCCACACAGAUGUCUCUGGAAAGUGGAAUGUGGAGGGCGCAGGGCGCGCCGGGUGGAGAGAUGCCCAGCCGUGCCAGCGAGGCCCCGCAUCCUCCCGCCUGCCAUGAGCACUGGGAGCGGCUCUGCCGGCCACUCCUGCAGACUUGGGCCAAGGAGGUCGACAGAGCAGCUGGAGGGAGAUGCCCAGGCAGGGGCGGGGACUCCAGGCCCCUGGGCUGCAGGUGCAGGUAAAUGGAGAAGGGAGGCUGGGGGCACUGGGCCUCUGCAGGCAGCCACACAGCAGGGCUGGGUCCCGGUGGGAGGGGCUGUGCAGAGCUCCCUCCAGGGGGUGUCCCAGCCACCCAGCCCAGGUGUCUGAUGCCAGGGAGUCCAUGUCUGCUCGGCCCCUCCUCCCAGCCCCUCAGCCACCUUGUUUCUGCCCCUGUGGCUAGGGGGCCUGAGCCAGGCCCUUGCUGGGGCAGGGAGGCCAGCUUGGGCUGGGGCCAAUCCCAGAAUCCAGGCUGGGUUGGCACCGGCAGGGAGGGGUGGUGGGAUGGUGGCCGGUGUGUGGAGAGCGUGUUGGAGGGCAUGGUGGGCACUAGGGCCUCGGGAGGCAGCCAGGGCGGCACAGUUCGUGGCCUGUAGCUCCGUGGAGCAUCUGCGCUUUUCCCUGGAUUCACUCUAGCUCUUGGCCACAAUGUUGCCGCAUGUCUGUGACUGCUUGUCUCAGAGUUAUAUCUGUUUCUUGAAGAGAGAAAUGAACUUUCAUGCAGUAAAAUCUAAACGAAUUUUUGUAUUUAUUUUCCACUUCCGUGUCCUGUUUCAAAACUUAUUGUCCAGCCCAAGAUUUUAAAAAGUCGGAUUUUCAUCUAGUGUAAAGCAGGCUCAGGAAGAGGAGGAGGAGGGGAGGAAGCAGGGGAAUCCGGCUGGGUUUCCUUGCUCAUCCUCGCAAUGGCCGCCUGGCCCUCGGCCCUCUUGUCCGUGUCUGGCCCUGAGUUCAGAAGCCCUUGCUGUGCUGUUGGGGCCCACCAAAUCCGUCCCUUGUGGGGACAGCUCCCUCCAAGCCCCCUAGGGAUGGACCCUGAGGGUGGGGUGGGGGAGCAGGGGGCAGCCCCUGGGCAGGUCCUCCCAGGCCUGGUGAACACAGAGGCCCAUCCAGGGCGCCCCAGACUCCCUCAGCCAGUUCUUCCCGAGAACAGAACAGUUAAGCCCAAGCCCUGGAUGGAGGUGUGGGGAGAGGGCGUGGCUCCCGCCCCGGCAGGCAGGUGAGCGGCUGGGGAUUCAGUUCACUCUGCCCCACAGCCUCACCCCACCUGUGCCUGCGUCUCGGGGAGCUCAAGCCUCGGCUGUCCCCUCACUGGAUGCCUGGGGCCAAGAUGAUGUCCACACUGGGUGGCUUGCAGAGGUACUUCCGGGUCAUCCUCCUCCUCCUCCUCGCCCUGACACUGCUCCUGCUGGCUGGAUUCCUGCACACAGACUUGGAGCUGCUCACACCUUGCUGUGUCUAAACCGCAGAGGGGAGAGGGUGUGAUGAGGUGUCUGACCUCCCAUCCCAUCACUGCUGGGAACUCAGUUUUAAGCCUGUUUGAGGGUCAGGCCGAGGGGCCGCCUGUCACCAACAUCAUGUUCCUGAAGACGCACAAGACGGCCAGCAGCACAGUGCUCAACAUCCUCUACCGCUUCGCGGAGAUCCACAACCUCUCCGUGGCGCUGCCCACCGGCUGGCACGUCCACCUCGGCUACCCCUGGCUCUUCCUGGCGCGCUACGUGGAAGGUGUAGGGUCGCAGCAGCAAUUCAACAUCAUGUGCAACCACCUGAGGUUCAACCUGCCUGAGGUGCAGAAAGUCAUGCCCAACGACACCUUCUACUUCUCCAUCCUGAGAAACCCCGUGUUCCAGCUGGAGUCCUCCUUCAUCUACUACAAAACCUAUGCGCCCGCCUUCCGGGGCGCCCCGAGCCUGGACGCGUUCCUGGCCUCGCCGCGGACGUUCUACAACGACAGCCAGCUCCUCAGGAACGUCUACGCCAGGAACAACAUGUGGUUCGACUUCGGCUUCGACCCCAACGCGCCGGUCGAGGAGGGCUACGUGCGCGCGCGCAUCGCGGAGGUGGAGCGGCGCUUCCAGCUGGUGCUCAUUGCCGAGCACUUCGACGAGUCCCUGGUGCUGCUGCGGCGCCGGCUGCGCUGGGCGCUGGACGACGUGGUCGCCUUCAGGCUCAACUCCCGCAGCGCGCGCUCCGUGACCCGCCUGGCGCCCGAGACUCGGGAGCGCGCGCGGCGCUGGUGCGCGCUGGACUGGCGCCUGUACCAGCAUUUCAACCGCAGCCUCUGGGGGCAGCUGCGCGCCGAGCUGGGUCCACGGCGGCUGCGCGGGGAGGUGGCGCGGCUCCGGGCGCGGAGGCGCGAACUCGCGGCCCUGUGCCUGCAGGACGCCGGCGCGCCCCAGAACCGGACGCAGAUCCACGACCCGGGCCUGCGCCCCUACCAGUCAGGCGCGGCCGACAUCCUGGGCUACAACCUCAGGCCAGGCCUGGACAACCAGACGCGGCGUGUGUGUCAGCGGAUGGUGACGCCCGAGCUCCAGUACAUGGCGCACCUGUACUCCCUGCAGUUCCCGGAGAAGCCCCCGAAGAACAUCCCGUAGAUGGUGGAGGGGGGAGCGUACAGGGGGCGGGGGCCGGGGCCUCCCGCCGACACCAGCCCCUCUCUCCACAGUUGGGAAACCCAGGCCCGCUGGCCCCUGCUCUAAAAUGAAGAGGGCUGAGACCCCAGUGAAGAGCCGCCCCCCCCCCACCUCUGCCAUCCGCCCAGAUCCCUCCCAGAGAGGGCCCUGAGCCCUGGUGGAAGCCCCACCUAGUCUGCAGCUGUGCCUCAGUUCACCGAAUAGAACUGAACACGAGGCCGGGGGAGUGAUGGAUGCUUGACCACAGGCCAGCACGCUGCCGGGCAGAACCCCAUGCCCAUGACCCUGGGUCUCCCGAGGUUCCUGGCACUGGGGCUGUGGGUUCUCGGAGGAACUCAGAGUGUCUCCCCUGGAUUUCUCAGCCCUGGCAACAGGGUGCUGGUCCCAGAGACAUGCGCAGUUACAGGCAGUGCCACAAAGACCCCAGGCUCAGCCCUGCAGCCAGUGAUGGGGGAGCUGAGUGGAAACAGCUCCCAUCUUUGGCUAUAGGAGGUUUACUUCUGAUGGAAGGACGUUUUCUACAGAGAGAUGGAACCGUUGCUCAAAAGACAGGGGUCCACAUCGAACUCAACUCCACGGCCUCUGCUGUCAGGCAGAAAUGCUGGCGGAGGAGAGGACGUCUCACUCACCAAAUGAGGCGGGAGUGGUUGGGGCUCCACACACCCAUGGUUGCCUUGGAGGUGGUGUCAGGUGUGGUGCCAGAGGGCAGCUGUGGGCACCGUCUUUGUCAUUCAUUUGGAGGGGCAGAGCCUCCCUGCCUGGCAGGACGUGAUCCUGGCUGCCGGGACAGGGGACGGUUAACCGGUAAAGGGGUGCACACAUGUGGACAAGCCAGUGCCUGGGGCACCCAGGAAAUGUACCUACCUGGCAGCACGUUCGGAAGGCCACCCUCCCUCCCUUAGCCCAGGGACCCCUGCAGGCCACCCUCCCUCCCUCAGCCUAGGGAUCCCUGCAGGCCACCCUCCCCCACUCAGCCCAGGGACCCCUGCAGGCCACCCUCCCCCACUCAGCCCAGGGACCCCUGCAGGCCACCCUCCCCCACUCAGCCCAGGGACCCCUGCAGCUACCCUCCCCCACUCAGCCCAGGGACCCCUGCAGGCCACCCUCCCCCACUCAGCCCAGGGACCCCUGCAGGCCACCCUCCCCCACUCAGCCCAGGGACCCCUGCAGCUACCCUCCCCCACUCAGCCCAGGGACCCCUGCAAGCCACCUUCCCCCCAUCAGCCCAGGGACCCCUGCAGGCCACCCUCCCCCCAUCAGCCCAGGGACCCCUGCAGGCCACCCUCCCUCUCUCAGCCCAGGGACCCCUGCAGGCCACCCCCCCCACUCAGCCCAGGGACCCCUGCAGGCCCCUCCCCCACACUCAGCCCAGGGACCCCUGCAGGCCACCCUCCCCCACUCAGCCCAGGGACCCCUACAGGCUACCCUCCCCCACUCAGCCCAGGGACCCCUACAGGCCACCCUCCCCCACUCAGCCCAGGGACCCCUUCAGGCCACUUUCCCCCCAUCAGCCCAGGGACCCCUGCAGGCCACCCUCCCCCCAUCAGCCCAGGGACCCCUGCCGGCCACCAUCCCUCUCUCAGCUUAGGGACCCCUGCAGGCCACCCUCCCCCACUCAGCCCAGGGACCCCUGCAGGCCACCCCCCCCACUCAGCCCAGGGACCCCUGCAGGCCACCCUCCCCCACUCAGCCCAGGGACCCCCUGCAGGCCACCCUCCCCAUCAGCCCAGGGACCUCCGCAGGCCACCCUCCCCCACUCAGCCCAGGGACCCCCUGCAGGCCACCCUCCCCCUCAGCCCAGGGACCCCUGCAGGCCACCCUCCCCCACUCAGCCCAGGGACCCCUGCAGGCCACCCUCCCCAUCAGCCCAGGGACCCCCUGCAGGCCACCCUCCCCAUCAGCCCAGGGACCUCCGCAGGCCACCCUCCCCACCUCAGCCCAGGGACCCCCUGCAGGCCACUCUUCCUGGCUCAGCCCAGGGAGGGCACAGUAGGGCAUUCUGCCAGGUAAUGGGAAAGCAGGCCUGGGAUGAGCCCACUGGCCAAUGACAGGAGUCCCGAAAGACAGAAGAGACCACAAAUGAGAAGUCAGGUCACACAGAUAGCAAAACAUUCCCGGCCAAACCCAGGGCAGGGCUGCUUAUUCCAGAGGUCCAGUGAGGAAAUGCAGAUGAACUGGGAGGAAGAGUGUUUAUUUCCAUAUCUGGUUACAAGGAGAAGGCCUGGGAACGAUCGCCAGACCAACUCCAGGUUACAGAGUUUUUCCAGCGCUUACAUACCUUCUAAGCUAUAGGUCUACGUGUAAGCCUGCAUUUGCCUAAAGACUGUGGUUCAAUUCUUCCCUUCUAUAACUGAGCCUGAGUCCUGAAGUCCUUCCUCUGUAGCCUCAAUUUACUUAAUCUAAAUAGGUCCAGGUGCCUGGGUAUUACCCUUAUCUUGUCUUCCGCUAAAUCUUGGAGGUUUGGGGAGUUCCUUCCGACCCCAAUAAACUUGUUUGUGGAGGCCUGGGGAGUUUUUUCAGACCCCCAAUAAAAGUUGUUGAAUCUUCA
Messenger RNA from Callithrix jacchus (white-tufted-ear marmoset), 8638 nucleotides. Lineage: Eukaryota; Metazoa; Chordata; Mammalia; Primates; Cebidae. The record is from RefSeq and is a predicted model, not a curated record.